AUGGCAAUCAGCGGAGGCGUAGAUUCAAUGGCUCUGGCAUUCCUCAUGUCUAAAUUUGUCCGUACAUACCGAGGCUCCAAAGUCGCAGACAAUCCCGUCCACGGCGCCUUGGCUGUUGUCGUUGAUCACAAACUUCGUGAUGGAAGUGAUGCAGAAGCGGCAUCAGUUGUCAAAGAACUGCACAGGCUCAAUAUUAAAGCCAGUGUUGCACCUCUCCCUUGGAGAGAUGAAAAACGUGAUGGUCUAGAUCCUCGUAAACUUCCAAAUGUUGAGGGCCUUGCGCGCACCUACCGAUAUCGUACACUUGGUCGCAUUUGUACUUUUAUGGGGGCUAGUAGUCUUUUCUUUGCGCACCACCGGGACGACCAAUACGAGACAGUACUUAUGCGAUUGCUUGGUGGGCAUGGCUACCGGGGUCUCCAAGGAAUAAGAGAAGCGAAUUCAAUACCAGAAUGCUACGACCUGCAUGGUGUUUAUAAGAGCGGUCUUCUCGACGAUCAGCUUAGGCCGAGCCCAGCACUCAGCUUUCGACCGGCCCAGCGUGAGAUGAAGCGACUAAGGCGCGAUUUCCGCGACGAGUUGAGACUCGAGCCUUCCCCCCUCGUGGCCGACUUUCCACGAGACCUGGUUGAUUCCUACCCAUCAUCGCGCGAGGCUUUCGAUCAUGUCCCCUACCUCAAACCCCUGGAAGUCGAAGAUGGAGGCGUCAUGAUAUAUCGACCGCUUCUUGAAUUCGACAAGGAUAGGCUUAUUGCGACGUGCGAGGCAAAUAAUGUCGCUUGGGUGGAAGAUGAGACCAACAAAGACCCCACGUUGACGACCCGAAACGCUGUCAGGUAUCUGGUUCGAAACCACGACUUGCCAAAGGCUUUGCAGAAGCCUGCUAUUCUGUCUUUAGCUGAGAGGUGUAAACACAGAACCAAGUUGGAAGAAGCGGAGGCAAAACGGUACCUAGUCCGUGAAGGUGUUAUCAAGGACUUCGACCCCAAUGCUGGAACGUUGUUGGUCCAGUUCCCAACAUUUCGCACGCCUAACAAACGACGAAAAGGGCGUUCGUCCGAGAAGGAGAGUGAGUUGCGCAAGGAACAUCAAAGGACAAUCAUGAACAUUGCAGUUCGGAAGCUGAUUGAUUUCAUCACCCCUGAAUAUCACUUACCGCCUCUCGCCAACCUCGAAAACGUUGUCAACAAGCUCGUUCCUGGUAUGUCAUCCAAAAAUGGCUCCACCCCCAAAGCUUUCACCACAGCUGGCGUAUACUUUGAUCCGAUUGUGGACGGGAAAUGCCUUAAAUGGUUGCUUUCUAGAGCACCCUACACGUCAACUCAAACUCUCCCUGCCGCAAAGCUUUUCUGGCCCAAGGAAAAGUUACCUAGUCCUCCUGACUUCAGCAGCGAAGAUCCGGAUGAAACCAUGCCACCAUUCAGCCACAAUGGAUGGCCAAGAUCCAAGAUGUUCGAUGGCCGCUUCUGGGUGCGCCUUGGCCCUAAUAGAUGGCCGAUGUGGCAGGUUUCUCCAUACCGUCCAGAGCAUGCUAAAGCAUUCCGCAAAGCUCUGCCUCCGUUGCGAAGAGCCCGCUUGGAGAAGCUGCUCAAGCACUACGCUCCUGGAAAGAUUCGCUAUGCGCUUCCAGCUAUCUACGGGGUUGAAAGACGGUGGGAGCCGUACUCGUUACAUAUGACAACACGACUGACACUACUUGCGCUUCCGACACUGGGAAUCCAUAUACCUGGCCUUGAGCGAUGGGUCAAGUAUGAUGUGAGAUAUAAGAAAGUCGAUGUCACAUUGUUAGGGCAUCAGCCUCGAAGUGGAAAGGAGAGAAAUUUGGUAAAACACCGACCGCUGUUCGGACCAGCACAUAAAAGGAGACUACGAUUGAUGGGCAAGUUUGGACCGCAACGAUGA
Molecule: messenger RNA, 1902 nt
Organism: Fusarium coffeatum
Lineage: Eukaryota; Fungi; Ascomycota; Sordariomycetes; Hypocreales; Nectriaceae
Exons: 1
Coding region: 1-1902 (633 amino acids)
Biological process (GO): tRNA processing
Molecular function (GO): ligase activity, forming carbon-nitrogen bonds; ATP binding
Source: RefSeq, a predicted model, not a curated record